Molecule: messenger RNA, 926 nt
Organism: Zophobas morio
Lineage: Eukaryota; Metazoa; Arthropoda; Insecta; Coleoptera; Tenebrionidae
Exons: 4
Coding region: 284-862 (192 amino acids)
Source: RefSeq, a predicted model, not a curated record
UUAUUGCGACAUCCUGUAUAUUACAAUGCACUCCUCUUUUUUUUGUGGUAGAAACAAAAUCUUACAAAUUAUGUACACACUUAUAAAAAGUAUGGCCAUAUGUGAUAGUAAGCAAAAGGUCAGUGACCCAUCACACAGACAAUUUUUCAGCUUUCAUGAUCUCCAAUAAUCGAAAACCGAGUCCCUCACGACGUGGGUGUUGCGUUGGUUUAUCUAACCUCCAGGAGAUAAAUAAACACUUCUAAAUUUAUUCCAGCAUUUACACUGGAAACAGUCUUUGAACAUGUCCAGAGUACAGUGGAAGUCCAGACGGACUCUGGGAAUAGUAAUUUCCUUGUUAGUUCUGUAUUUAACCGUGCGGAUAAAAAAUUACGAGCACAAAGCGGGCGUGUUUUUGUCGGAAACGCACCCGAACGAAGUGUGGGAAUUCGUGGCCGAUUUCAGUAACAUGAAGACUUUAAACCCCACAAUAACUGACUUCACCAUUCUCACGGAAAGCGGCAACUACGACCACUGGAAGUACUCAACGCAGUACUCCGAGUACUUGUCCCACUGGCCACACCUUCACAACGUGGCAGUGGCGCAUUUUAACGUAAAAGCGGACGCCAAAAAAGACGUCUAUUUGAUAAAUUCGGUCCACAAGACGUGUCUACUAUUCGGAUUUUUCUGUCUUGACUCAGAGAGCGAGUUUAAAUUUAUGCACGGAAAUUCAUCUUCCAAGGGCUCUUUUUGCGAAGAAAACAUAAUUUACCAGUGUCCAGCCGUGCUGUCGUCGUUUUGCCGAAGAGAAGUGGUCUUCCAAAGGGACGCCAUCAUGAGGAAUUUGAAGACGCAUUUUUUGAAGAAGACGCAUCGAAGCUGAUCUAUUUUUGUAUAAUUACAGUAAAAAUUUAGAAAAUACAGUUAUUAGUUCAGUUAUAAACGAA